This is a messenger RNA of Lasiosphaeria miniovina, 2103 nucleotides long. Its product is annotated as fungal-specific transcription factor. Gene Ontology annotation, biological process: regulation of DNA-templated transcription; DNA-templated transcription. Bases 1 to 2103 code for a protein of 700 amino acids. The record is from RefSeq and is a predicted model, not a curated record. Lineage: Eukaryota; Fungi; Ascomycota; Sordariomycetes; Sordariales; Lasiosphaeriaceae. Gene Ontology annotation, molecular function: DNA-binding transcription factor activity, RNA polymerase II-specific; zinc ion binding; DNA binding. The transcript is spliced from 5 exons.
AUGGCUACCCAAAGCAUCUCGGCCUCGCCUCCGUCCUCGCCUCCGUCCUCGCCCGAGCAGGCCGCUGCGAGACCUAUCGCGUGUCUGCGCUGCCGCAACCGGCGGUCUUACUGCUCCAAGGAGAAGCCCAAGUGCUCGAGGUGCCGCGAUGGCGCCUUUGAGUGCAUCUACGAAGAGGCGCGCAAGAUUGCCGUCAGCGAGUCAUAUCUGAGAGCACUGGAAGCAAAGGUCAAGGCAUACGAGGGUUCCAUGGCCGAUGACAACGACGAAGAGCUUGAGGCGGAGGACGACCACGUCCUCCUCGGCCCCUUCACCCAGCUGAGCAUCGACAAGCCCUCGACUAGCUUCAAGGGCCCCGGCUCGUCCGACUACUUCCUGCGCAACGUGAGGGAGCUGUCGGGCGUACCCGGCGACGACAGCAGCCUCGACCUCAACCCCAACUUCUACGACCCCGGCGCCCUCCCGUCGCGCCGCCUUUCCGUCAGAAACCACGUGCGCCUGCCCCCCUUCGACAUUGCGCGCCGCCUGUUCGCCGCCCAGUACACGUACAUCGGCACCAUCUUCGCCUUCAACGACCCCGCCGCCUUCGACCUCGAGCUCCUAGCCGCCUACCGCGGGCAGCCGGACCCGGCCGACAAGGACGCCUGCCUCGCCUACGCCAAGGUGCUCGCCACUCUGGCCUUUGGCCAGCUGUACUCGGUCAACCAGUGGAUCGACUUCAAGGGCCCGCCCGGCUUCGAGUACUUCACCCACGCCCUGCAGCUGCUGCCCGACGCCCACGAGGAGGGCUCCAUCCUCUGCGUCGAGACGCUGGCCCUCGUCGGCUACUUCAUGCAGAACAUGAACCGCCGCGACGCUGCGUUUCUCUACAUCGGCAUGGCCCUGCGCAUGGCCAUCUCGCUGGGGCUGCACCAAGAGGUCAGCAGCAGCAGCACCUCAUCACCAUCCGACGGCGCAGGCGGCACGGCCCUCGACGCGGCCGCGCGCGAGCACCGCCGGCGCGUGUGGUGGAGCAUUUACAGCCUCGACCGGAUCCUGUCGGUCAAGUCGGGCAACCCGACGACGAUCCAGGACGACGACAUCGGCGUGCAGCUCCCCUCCCAGCUGCCCAGCGAGCCUACCUACUGCCCGGCCGUGGUGCUGCGGCACUACACGCAGCUGUCACGCAUCCUGGGCGACAUCACCACGGCCAUCUACCGCAAGGGCCCGGCCGCCACUCCCAGAUCGGGCCGCCGGCUGAUGGCGUCGGUGCAGCGCAUCAUCCAGGCGCUGUCGCGCUGGGACCGCGACCUGCCCGACGAGCUGCGCUUCAACCCGGCCAAGCUGGCCGUCAGCCGCGAGAGCGUCAGCACCUUCUCGCACUACUACCAGUGCAUCAACAUGACGGCGCGGCCCCUCCUGUUCCACGUGGUGCAGCGCCGGCUGCGCGCGAUCCGUGCGGACCCAGCCGCCAUGGAGCGCGCCGACUGGAAGGACGGGCUGUCGCAGACGACGGUGCGCGUCAUCGACAUGUGCGUGGCAGCCGCCCACGACACCAUCCACAUGAUGGUGCUGGCGGCGCAGCGCGACCUGGUAGCGACGUACGGCUACAUGGACGGCGAGCACGUCUUCUCGGCGGCCAUCGUGCUGGUGCUCGCGUGCGCCGCGCUGCCGCCCAACGCCACCAGCACGCGCGCCAUGAACGCCGGCCUCGGCCUGCUGCGCGCCAUGGCCGAGCGCGGCAACAGCCACAUGGGCACCCGCUACGAGCUGCUCGCCCACCUGCGCUCCGCCGCCGCCAUGAUGCCCGCGACGCCGGCGGCGGCGUUUACCUCGCCGGCGGCAUCAUUGUUUGGCGUGACGUCGGCGCACGGCAAGCGCGACAGCACUGCCAGCUUCGGCCUGGCGCUGGCGGGCCACGGCGACUAUACUGCGGCUGCCGCUGCUGCUGCCGACGACAUGGCAAUGUUCGUCAUGGCCGACGCUGCCAGGGGCCCGCUGCCCGACGAGCCGUUCCUCGACGAUAUGGGCAACGGCACCGAUUUCAUGCUCUGGGAGGAGGGCUUCGCGAACCCGGCGCUCGAUGCGGGGUAUGAUUUGACGCAGUGGACGCAGGGUGCGUGA